Molecule: messenger RNA, 2012 nt
Organism: Oncorhynchus kisutch (coho salmon)
Lineage: Eukaryota; Metazoa; Chordata; Actinopteri; Salmoniformes; Salmonidae
Product: GTPase IMAP family member 7-like
Exons: 2
Coding region: 1-1302 (433 amino acids)
Molecular function (GO): GTP binding
Source: RefSeq, a predicted model, not a curated record
AUGGCAGGGACAGGUGGGAUGAUGAGUGACAGGAGGGGGGGCAGGAGGAGUGAUAGGAGGGACAGGAAGGGUGAUAGGAGGGACAGGAGGGGUGAUAGGACGAUUGAUAGGAGGGACAGGAGGGGUGAUAGGAGAGACAGUAUUGGUGAUAGGAGGGAGAGGAAGGGUGAUAGGAGGGACAGGAGAGGAGAUAGGAUGUACAUGAGGGGUGAUAUGAGGGAGAGGAGGGGAGAUAGGGGAGCCAGAAGGGGUGAUAGAGAGACAAGUAACAUCCUUGUCAAUUUAAUCCAACAGAACUUCAACGGCAGAUACAGGAUUGUUCUGGUUGGAAGAACUGGAGUGGGAAAGAGUGGAGCAGGAAACACCAUCCUGGGGAAAUAUGUUUUUGAAUCAGAUAUAUCUCCCUCCUCUGUGACAACCAAAUGUGCCAAGAUCUUAGGAGAAGUACAUGGGCAACGUGUAGCGGUUGUUGAUACCCCAGGCUUGUUUGACACCAACUACACCCUAGAUGAUAUACUGCUGGAGAUCAAGAGGUGCAUCUCCUUCUCUGCUCCUGGUCCCCAUGUGUUUCUGAUUGUGCUCCAGCUGAGUAGAUUCACACAAGAAGAGCAGAAAACAGUGGAGCUCCUUCAGGAAACUUUUGGAAAACAGUCAGCAACAUAUACAAUUGUGCUCUUCACUCAUGGAGAUCUACUGGAGGCGAAAAAGGGAAAGGAGACAAAAACAAUUGAAGACUUUUUGCACGGGGACAAAGAUCUUCAUGCUUUUGUACAGGAAUGUAAAGGGGGAUAUCAUGUAUUCAACAACAAUGAAGACAACGAAUGCAGAAAUCGCACUCAGGUUACUGAACUGCUUGAGAAGAUAAGAAAAAUGGUAAAUUGGAAUGGAGGAAACUUCUACUGCAAUGAGAUGUUCCAGGAGGCUGAGAGAGAUAUUGAAAAGGAGAAAGAGAGGAUCCUGAAAAAAAAUAAAGAGAAGAAUCACAGAGAGAUGGAAGAACUGAAGGAAAAACAUAAAGGAGAGGUUCUGAAGGAAGCUGAAGAAGAACUGAAACAGCGUCAGGAAGUAGAAGCUAGAAAGAAAGCUGAGGAAAGUAACACAUUCAUUAAACGUGUAUUCGUACUCUCCACAGCUGCUGCUGCUGCACUUGGAUCAAGUGUAAUUGGCUCGGCUCUGCAAGGAGCAGCGGGAGGGGCUGCAGUGGGUCCAGUGGGUGCAGUAGUAGGGGGAGUUGUAGGACUUGGAGUAGGAGCUGGAGCAGCUCUCAUCGGAACUUCACAAAAAAAAUGCAUUAUACAAUGAGAAUGUGUAACAUUACUCCACCACCAUCUAUCAUUGGAUUGGCGUAAUUAUGAAAAUAAUGUAUUCUUAAAAAUGACAGAUUUUGUUCAUUGUCCUCCUGGCUAUUCAUUACAAUUAAUGUUAUACUAAUUGAUUGCUAAAACACAAAAUGCUCAUUUAAACAUCAAAUGUUACUUUUACCUUGAAUAUUUUCUUAUUGCAAGAUGAUAACACGUCAAAUUAAUUGUGUUGGAAAUAAGUAAAGAAUAAACGUUUUAAAAAUAAUGUGUGAGUGCAUGUGUGUGCAAGAGAUGCAGGUAGCCUAGCGGAUAAGUGUGUUGGGCCAGUUACUGAAAGGUCGCUGGUUUGAAUCCCUGUGCCAACUAGUUUGAAAAGAUCUGACAAUGUGCCCUUGAGCAAGGAACCGAAUGCUAAUUGCUCCUGUAAGUCUCUCUGGAUAAGAGCGUCAGCUAAAUGACUAAAAUGUAGAUGAAGGCACUAACUGUAAGCAACUCUGCUAAAUGACUAAAAUGUAGAUGAAGGCACUAACUGUAAGCAACUCUGCUAAAUGACUAAAAUGUAGAUGAAGGCACUAACUGUAAGCAACUCAGCUAAAUGACUAAAAUGUAGAUGAAGGCACUAACUGUAAGCAACUCUGCUAAAUGACUACACAUACAAAUAUGAAAAAAAAAGCAAAAAAAUAAACAAGUAAAGAUGUGUUUGUUUUAUUG